Schistocerca gregaria is the source of this 1829-nucleotide messenger RNA. RefSeq lists its product as uncharacterized. Lineage: Eukaryota; Metazoa; Arthropoda; Insecta; Orthoptera; Acrididae. Gene Ontology annotation, molecular function: asparagine synthase (glutamine-hydrolyzing) activity. The coding region runs from base 48 to 1688 and encodes 546 amino acids. The record is from RefSeq and is a predicted model, not a curated record. The transcript is spliced from 3 exons. Gene Ontology annotation, cellular component: cytosol.
ACAGUUCGUUUGAACCAAGAAGGAGUUGAACACCUGUAUCUGAAGCAAUGUGUGGAAUUAUAUGUGCACUUGGUGUGUCGGACGUGGCCACUGCAAGGGAGAAGGUAAUUCGAAUGUCUAAAUGUAUUAGACACCGCGGCCCAGACAGUUCUGGAUAUUGGAACAGAGGGCACGACAUCCUAGGCCACGAAAGACUAGCAAUUGUGAGCCUAGACGACGGAAGCCAACCCCUAAUUUCUAUUGACGAAACAACCGCAGUUGCAGCGAAUGCCGAAAUAUAUAACCACGUAGACUUGUAUCAGAUUUACGGUCAAACAAAACUGAGGUCCAAGUCGGACUGCGAAGUUCUGAUGUAUGCUCUACAACAAGAGAACCCAGAGGAAUUUCUCAACAGCAUUCGAGGUAUUUUCUCUUUUGUGGUUUCUAACGGUGAAGACUGCCUUAUUUCGAGGGAUCAUAUCGGCGUUAUCCCUCUGUAUUGGGGGCGUGAUAAAGAUGGUGCCAUAUGGGUAGCUUCUGAAAUGAAGGCCCUUUUAAGCGAGUGCAUUUAUUUCGACGUGUUUCCACCUGGGCAUUUUUAUUCUUCUCGUACCAAAGAGUUGAAAUGUUAUUACAACCCAGUUUGGUUCAGAGAAAUUCCUACUGGCGAACCGAAUUUUGCCAAACUUCGCAGUGCGUUCGAGACUGCUGUUAUCCGCAGAACCAAAUGCGACGUUCCAUAUGGCAUUCUACUGUCUGGGGGACUUGAUUCGUCUCUUGUUGCAUCCGUUUUAACUGCGCAGCUCAGAAAAGUAGCUGAAAACGGUGCGGAUACUGGCAAAACCACUAAAAUACACAGUUUUUGCGUUGGGUUUGACAAAAAUUCUCCUGACCUUCGCUAUGCCCGUCAGCUAGCUGAUUUUCUGGGAACGAAACAUCAUGAGGUAAUUCUCAGCAUUCAACAAGGCAUAGACUCUAUAGAGGAUGUCAUUUGGUAUACAGAAACGUACGAUGUCACGACAAUUAGAUCCUCUGUUCCUAUGUACUUGCUCGCAAGGAAAAUCAGGUCACUCGGUAUCAAAAUGAUCCUAUCUGGAGAGGGCAGUGACGAAAUCUUUGGCGGAUAUUUAUAUUUCCAUGGUACCGAUGAUCCAAAGAAAUUUCACGAAGAAAACGUUAAACUUCUGAACGAACUACACGUCUUCGAUUGCCUGAGAGCAAAUAAGUCCUUGGCUGCAUUUGGCAUAGAGUCACGGGUACCCUUUCUCGACCGCGAUUUCCUUGAUGCCGCCUUUUCGUUCGAUCCGAAGUUUAAGUGUAGUAUCGACGGCCGCAUUGAAAAAUGGGUGUUGAGAAAGACGUUCGACGACGCGGAUAUCAUUUUACCAAGUUUACUGUGGAGACAAAAAGAACAGCUCAGCGACGGUGUAGGGUACUCAUGGAUCGACGAGCUUAUACAGCAUACUAACAAUAAAGUUAGUGACUACAUGUUUUCUUGCCGAGAAAUGUUGUAUCCUCAUAACACACCUUCUACUAAGGAAGCUUUCUAUUAUCGAGAGAUUUUCGAGAGACUUUUCCCGCAUCGCUCGGCUGUGGGUACCGUAAAAAAAUGGGUACCUAACUGGAGCAAGGACUUGGACCCGUCUGGAAGGAGACAGCUUACCCAUCAAUAUAGCACGUACACUGUGUCUGCCAGCAGCUGCAGCUAGAGGGAGAGUUUCAAGGUGCAAUCAUGCCCACGAGAAUUGGCCUGGUAUUCUAUUCUGGUUGUCAAUUUUUAAGGGGUUUUAAUGUUCUGCAUUCAAUACAGAGAGAGAUAUAUAAAGUCAGAGUUGAUUAGCUUUCUGAAA